Chlorocebus sabaeus (green monkey) is the source of this 8424-nucleotide messenger RNA. NCBI's taxonomy places the organism in Eukaryota, Metazoa, Chordata, Mammalia, Primates, Cercopithecidae. The record is from RefSeq and is a predicted model, not a curated record.
UGUGCAUGCGCGUGUGUGCAGGUGUGUGCACGCGCGUGUGUGCAUGUGUGUGCACGUGCGUGUGUGUCUGGGCAUGUGUGCAUGUGCCAACCCCAUGCCUGCAUUGUAUGUCUGCUUUCAGGUCCUGCACCCAUGCACUUGCCACUGUGUCUUACAGAGCAUGCUGGCCCCUGGAGCCCUCCCUGGUGGGCCCCCACCUCCAGCCCUGUCCUUGGGUUUCCCACAGUCCCUGGCUUGGAUCCCACCAUAAAAAGGGUCUGUAAGAUUAUUUCUUUGACAGUCUAGCAUUCCAUCAGAAUCUCAGCCUUGCUGCUUUCCAGCUUUGUGACUCUGAGCAGUUCCUCAACCUCUCUUAGCCUCUGCCACAAAUAGGCAUGAUGAUAAUCCUUGUUAUUUAUCUAACAAAUAUUUUUAAAGUGCCUACUCUGUGCAUUGGACUCUGAGGAGACAGCUGUGAACAUGACAUAGUCCCCACCCUCACUGAACUUACAUCCUGGUACAGAGAUGGGCAGGGAAUCAGUAAGCACAUAGAAAAGGGAGCUUCAGUUCUACUGAGUGCUAUGAUGCUCCACGGAGGAGUGUGAUGGAAUGCCAGGGGUCAGAGAGGGCCUCUCUCAGGAGGCAGUGUUGGAGUUGAGACCUGAGUGGCAGAAGAGGCUCUUGUAAAGAUCUAGGGAAAGAGCAUUCUAGGCCAAGGGUAUAGCUGGUGCAAAGGCCCUGAGGUGGGAGUGAACUCAGGGAGCGGAAAGAAGGCCAUUGUGGCUGAUGUGGGAGAGCAUGGGGGCAUGGGAUAGAGGGCAGCAGAACCAGCUCCUGCAGGACCUUUUCAGGCCAUGCUGGGGAGACUGGAUUCUAAUCUAAGAGGGAUGGUUAGAGGACUAUGAGGAGGGAGGGAGGGAGGUGUGUGUUUUUGCAACUCCCUCCAGCUGCCACAGGGAGAGUGGGGAGGGGGACAGAGUUGUUCAGGAGAGCUGAGACCCAGGAAGUGCACUCAACCCUGGCAGUUGGCUGAGCCAGGGUUCCAGUAUCAUUACAGGACCCACCUCAGCUGGUGCUAAAAAGAGGCUGCCGAGCCCAAGGUCAUUCCAAGGGCUGAGGCUAGUGGGAGCCCCUGCCUGGAGAGGGACUUGGAUCAGGCCAAGAGAGGCUACAGGGGAUCUUGGCCAAUGUCAGCCUGUCAUUUGCAGGCGUCUCCUUGGGAUGUUUGCCCAGUGGCCCAGCUGCGCCCGCUCCCCUGCUCUUGCCAGCAGGACUGGAGGUGGGAAGGGCCACUGCUUUGGGCCAACUCUCUUGGUUGAGGGUUUGGGCCCUUGAUCUCCUGGGAGGGUUUGGCGGGGGUCCUGGGAAACUGGGGGCUCAUUCUGCGUCUUCAGCCCAUUUAGCUGCAGAGGGAGGCUACUCCUGGGUUCUAGAGACAGCUACGCUGUGGGACCUCAGGCAAAGCCUUUCUGGGUUCUGUGCCUCAGCCUUCCUCGUUUGUCAAAUACGGUGGUAGAAAGAGUGGAGCACAGCUGCCUUUCAUCCUUAACCUUGUAGUGAGUUUGCCCUUCCUUGGACCUUAGCUCUCUCAGCGUUCAUGACAUUAAGUUUCCCACUGGCCCUGGGGGAGAACAGAGGUGAUACUCCCACUCUGUAGAUUGGCUCACAAAGGCAAGAGGGAGCAAUGUUGAAUCCCAGGACACACAGUGGUUCAAAGUGAGCACAUGGGUCAUAGUCUUACACCUCUGCUCUAAAACCUCCCCUCUAUGCUGCCCUCCCUUGGACUCAGCAAGAGAGGGGGUUCUGGCUCAGCUACUUCUGGGCUCAGCUGGUCUGCAGUCCAGGCAGGGACUCUGGGCCCCCCGCCCAGAGUAGAACUCAAUGCUGCCCCUUGUCUGCCCACCUCCAGAAACAAAGGACAUGGCCCAGUGCCUGGUGUUGGCAGGACCUCCAUCCUGCUCCCUGCUAAAGGAGGACAUAGCAGGGCAGGUAGGGCUGGAGCUAGCCUGAGGCAGCUGCUGGAAGUUGGGGGUGGGGUGGAGGGGGUCUCCCAAGAGGUCCUCAAUCUGUCCACAAUUCUAGCUUUGGUGCUGGUGUAGGCUAAGCAUCAAGUGAAGCUGCUGAUACUCUUAAACCUCAGGUUUCAUGGAGGCUUAGGCAGAGCCCUGACUCAAGGUGGUGGGCUCAGCCUCUAGGUAUGUGUGGGGGAGCUUGAGUCAUCCUGGUGAAGUCGGGUUGAAACCCUGUGCCCCAGAGCCAAUGCUCAUCCAGGCCCCUGGGCUAGAAAGCAGGUCAGAGGACUGGAACUCAGGCAGCAGGCCAAAAGCCUCCACUUCUUUUUCCUUUCUAAAUGUCCCGCCUCCCCCCACCCUCAGUUGAGUCUCAGUUGAGAAGGUGACUUCUUGUUUUUCCUCCUCUGAGUAUACAACCGGAGGGAACAGAUUGAAAUAGCAACUACAGCAGCAGGGAUUUGGGGCAGACCAGAAAGAAUUCCUUACUCAGUGCUCAACCUCUAGAGGUCCCCGAUGUCCUAGGAUCAGGGCCCAGAUAUUUUAGAGCCUGGCUCUUCAGAUGUUUAAAAGUCUGUGGGUUUUUGUUUUUUGUUUUUUUUUUCUUUUUUUUUUUAAAAGUAAAAAUCUCCCUUAUGCAGUCAUCAAAAUUCUAGGAGGUGAGGGUCAGUGUAAAUGGGCAGGGGUCCUAGGUCUGUCUGUUCUGCCCUCCUCUUUUCCACUCUAUAUUUGAGAACCCAGGUUAAAUAAUCUUAACUGGACUGUGGUGGCUGAGCUUCCCACAGGGGCCCAGAAUUCCUGAGAAGUGGACCCACCUCCCUCCCCAGGCUCUUGUUCUUUAAGUGGGACUUUUCUUUUGGAGCCUACCUCAGUGUUCCCACACUUGCCUUGUUAUAAGAAUCACAGGGGACCAUACCCCUUCCCUGUAGCUUCUGGUUCUGGAGGUCUGGGGUAGGGCCUGGUAAUCUGCAUUGUACCAAGUCCCUCAGGUGGUGUUUAUGACCAGGCAAGUAUAGGAAGUUUGAGCUCACUUAUAUCCCUGUUGUUGCCCCUGCAGCUCAUUUUGCUGCAGCCCAGAAGGCCGGCCAGUCCCUCUCCUGCAGCCUCUCCUGAACCCCUAGCAUCCCUCUCCAGAGCAGAGUGGUAGCCAAGGCCCAACAAGGGGAGGAAGGAAGUGGCCCAACCAGAACUGGGAGAAAUGGCCCAGAUUCCUGCUUCUCUCCAGGGCAUUUGGAGGGGCUGAUCUGUGUCCCCACUGGCAGAGGACACUUGGGGAGGGGUUUAGCCUAGCCUAAGUGGGCCCAGGGGCAGAGAGGGGAAGAGGAGAGAGCCAGAACACAGCCUGUUACACAUUACAUCUGCCCUCUCCAUCUGGGAUUAGGUUGGGCAGGAAGCCUCUGGGAAAUGUGGGCUGGUCUCAACCCGUUUGAAACAGUGGAGGUGAAGAUGACGGGUAAAUAGGUCUCCUCAUUUUACAGACGAGAAACAGACCCAGAGGGGAGUGGGGCUGGCCUGCGCAGGCCAGUGAGGAGGCCUGACCUGGACUCACACGAGGGCAUGCAGGGAGUUGGGCAGAGCAGGGCCUGACUCUCCUUCUAGUGCUCUCCCCAGAGUGCCCCUUGGAGGCCUCCUCAUGAGUCCUCCUUGCAGGUGGGCGAGCUCUGAUGGGGGCCCGGGAGUGGAGGGGAACCCCAGGCCUCCCCCUUCCUCCCAGACAACUGGGGCUCUGGGCUGUGUGUGUGGUGGAGGCAGCCUGGGCUCUGAGAGGCUCCCGGGUGGCGCCACCCGCCCAGCACCCUGGACAGCGCCCCACGCUGGGCUAUCCCUGGCUGUCUCCAGGCUUCACUUUGGCUUCUGGGGUGGGCCCUGCUCCAAUUAGGCUGCGUCUGUUGACUUCCUUGUCUCCUCUCUGAACUCCUCCUUGAAGACAGCCUCCCAGCCCAGUUCCCUCCAUUAACCACAAAGGAAUGGGAGGGGGCUCUGCUGGACCCUUCUCCACUUCCUCCCCACUUGGAUCUUCCUCAGAGGGCUUUGGUGAACUCUGGUGGGCACAGCAGAGACACAAGAGGUCUAGAGGAGUCCCAGGAGCAGCCAGGACAGGCAGAAGUGGUGGCUGCCAUGGAGGAGGAUAAACUCUUAUCUGCAGUGCCUGAGGAAGGCGAUGCCACCCAUGACCCCAGCCUGGAGCCUGAGGAGGAGCCGGGGGUCCGGAAUGGAAUGGCCAGUGAGGGCCUGAACAGCAGCCUCUGCAGCCCAGGGCACGAGCGAAGGGGCACCCCAGCGGACACUGAGGAACCCACGAAGGACCCAGACAUGGCCUUCCGUGACCUCAGCCUUGGCCUCUCUCUCACCAAUGGCCUAGCCCUGGGGCCAGACUUGAACAUUCUGGAAGAUUCAACAGGGUCCAGGCCCUGGAGGGCUGGCGUGCUGGCAGAGGGAGAUGAUGCUUCUAGGAGCCUCUGCCCAGAUGCUGAGGACCCUCAGCUGGGGUUGGAUGGUCCCGGGGAGCCAGAUGUGCGGGAUGGCUUCAGUGCCACGUUUGAGAAGAUUCUGGAGUCAGAGCUGCUGCGGGGCACCCAGUACAGCAGCCUUGACUCCCUAGAUGGGCUGAGCCUCACAGAUGAGAGUGACAGCUGCGUCAGCUUCGAGGCCCCCCUCACACCCCUCAUCCAGCAGCGGGCUCGUGACAGCCCUGAGCCAGGGGCUGGGCUGGGCAUUGGGGACAUGGGGUUUGAGGGGGACAUGGGGGCAGCUGGUGGUGAUGGGGAGCUGGGCAGCCCCCUGCGGCGCUCUAUCUCCAGCAGUCGCUCUGAGAACGUCCUAAGCCGCCUGUCUCUCAUGGCCAUGCCCAAUGGAUUCCAUGAAGAUGGCCCCCAGGGCCCAGGGGGGGAUGAGGAUGAUGAUGAGGAGGACACAGACAAGUUGCUGAACUCAACCAGUGACCCCAGCCUGAAGGAUGGCCUGUCAGACUCAGACUCUGAACUCAGCAGCUCGGAGAGGUUGGAGCCUGGUAGCGCAGACCCACUGGCCAACGGGUGCCAGGGGGUCAGUGAAGCUGCUCGUCGGCUGGCACGCCGCCUCUACCACCUUGAGGGCUUCCAGCGCUGCGAUGUGGCCCGGCAGCUGGGCAAGAACAACGAGUUUAGCAGACUGGUGGCCGGGGAGUACCUCAGUUUCUUCGACUUCUCGGGCUUGACUCUGGACCGAGCACUCAGAACAUUCUUGAAGGCCUUCCCACUGAUGGGGGAGACACAAGAGCGUGAGCGAGUCCUCACACACUUCUCCCGCCGGUACUGCCAGUGCAACCCUGAUGACAGCACUUCGGAAGAUGGGAUCCACACGCUCACCUGUGCCCUGAUGCUGCUCAACACGGACCUGCACGGCCACGUGAACAUUGGCAAGAAGAUGUCCUGUCAGCAAUUCAUUGCCAACUUGGACCAGCUGAAUGAUGGCCAAGACUUUGCCAAAGACCUGCUGAAGACCCUUUACAACUCCAUCAAGAAUGAAAAGCUGGAAUGGGCCAUUGAUGAGGACGAGCUGAGGAAAUCCCUGUCUGAGCUGGUGGAUGACAAGUUCGGGACAGGAACGAAGAAGGUGACGCGAAUCCUGGAUGGUGGCAACCCCUUCCUGGAUGUCCCACAGGCGCUCAGUGCCACCACCUACAAGCACGGCGUCCUGACCCGGAAGACUCAUGCUGACAUGGAUGGCAAGAGGACGCCCCGUGGGAGGCGUGGCUGGAAGAAAUUCUAUGCGGUGCUCAAAGGGACCAUCCUGUACCUGCAGAAGGAUGAGUACAGGCCUGACAAAGCUCUAUCGGAGGGUGACCUGAAGAACGCCAUUCGCGUGCAUCACGCUCUGGCCACCAGGGCCUCUGACUACAGCAAGAAGUCCAACGUGCUCAAGCUUAAGACGGCCGACUGGAGGGUAUUCCUUUUCCAGGCACCGAGCAAGGAAGAAAUGCUGUCCUGGAUCCUCAGGAUCAACCUGGUGGCAGCCAUCUUCUCUGCCCCAGCCUUCCCAGCCGCUGUCAGCUCCAUGAAGAAGUUCUGUCGUCCCCUGCUGCCCUCCUGCACCACCCGCCUCUGCCAGGAGGAGCAACUGCGGUCUCAUGAGAAUAAGUUGAGACAGCUGACUGCGGAGCUGGCUGAACACAGGUGUCACCCAGUCGAGAGGGGCAUCAAGUCCAAGGAGGCCGAGGAGUACCGGUUGAAGGAGCACUAUCUCACCUUCGAGAAAAGCCGUUAUGAGACCUAUAUCCACCUCCUGGCUGUGAAAAUCAAAGUGGGCUCAGAUGAUCUGGAGCGGAUUGAGGCCCGGCUGGCCACUCUGGAAGGGGAUGACCCUUCCCUCCGGAAGACACACUCAAGUCCUGCCCUCAGCCAGGGCCAUGUGACUGGCAGCAAAACCACAAAGGAUGCCACUGGGCCUGAUACUUAGCUGACAUGGAUGUGCAGACCCCAGGAUGGGCAGAUGUCCCCAGUGGGGUCGGUGAGCACAAUUCCAGCCAGGGGCCACUCGGACCAAGCUCCAGUCAGUUGAUGGGCAGCCAGAGGGGUGCAGAAAACCUGUGGGCCCAGGAGAUGGAGAUGCCGUUUGUGGCGUUGAUCUCCUUGCGUCCUUGGGCAUCUCUGGGCAUCAGACCCUCUCCCUGGCCUUUGUUUUCCUCUCCACCAUGGAGCCUCAUUUUGUAGGCCAGUUGUGUACAUGCUCUAGACACCACCUCGCUGGAGAAGCUGGAAGGGCUGUUGUCUUCCCAAGUCUUUCUCUUCUCAUCAAGCUCCUCUCCUCAUCUUCUUGUGUGUGAGGGCAGGUCUUGACUCCAGGUCUCAGCUGGAACCCCACCCUUUCUCCUCUUCCUUCCUCUGAGUUGACCAGCAGCAGGUCUGCAGACCACCAGCACCAUCCUCUCCUCCCUCCUCCCAGCAGCCUCCAGAACCAUGCCCAGGUCUCCUGCCUCACAUCACAAUAAUCUGGGACCCAGGCUUGUGCCCUUUCAGUGUCAAGUUGACUCCACUCACAUGUACGUCCACCUCUUUUCAUCCAUUGAGAUCACACUGUCUCCUUUUUAUACAGACACAAAUAUACAUCUAUAAGAAUAAUGUAUACAUAAGGAAACCCUGAAAGAUGGUUUUGGAACUGAAAUCAGUUAGAGGAUGAAAUCAGAUAUAGGAAAAGCCUAUUUUGGAGCUUCUCCUGUUAGGAAGGAUGGCUGUACCUGGCCCCCUGGCAUUCCUGACGCCCUAGGAGGGAAGGGGGAGGCAGUGCUGGUCUCCCUUGCCCUGUUUUUCCCUCUUCCAGCUGACCUGUGACUUACACUGCUCUUACAGUUGAUACUUUUGGAAAAAAUAGAACGUGUAUGCACCGCCCCAUUUGUCCCAUGGAUAUCCUGGGGUGUGAGUGGGAUGGGACCACAGCCCUGUUUAUAUUUGGGUCUUUAUGUUGGUGCUGCCAGGUCUCUGAGCUCCAGAGGUGGCCUCUUGGACAGAUCUACUGCUAUAGGAAUAAAAGACACUCUGCCUCACAAAUGGCCGCUUGUCAACAAGCCCAAAGAUGCUUGUCGGAGGACGGUUAUGGAAGCCAUUAAUUCUUGGUCGUGGGAAAAGGUGGAAUGACAAGUUACUGAUUGUUUUUCUGUCGCUAUUUCUUUCAUUUGUCUAGUGAAUCAGAAAGGCUUAGCCAAGGCCGCAUCUGGGAAGAGUGGAGAAAUUUGCCACUUGACGAUCACGGAUUAGCUAGCACCUUUAAGCCCUGCAUUUUUCCAACUGACAAGUGGGUGGGGGCGAUGGCACAUUCAGUGAGGCUAUGAAGAGCAAAUCCUCUCUAUUGUUUAAAUAGAUUACUGUAGUUUGGCCAGCAAUUUGGCAUCAGUGGUAACAUACUUAGUUAAUAAAAUAAGCCAGGCUUGCAACUAAGUAUCUAACUUUACAGGCCCACUCACAUUUGAGGCAAGGGACUUUUGAUUAUGUGGAGAGAUGUAAUGAUUUAAAUUCUGAUUAUUUAAGUUGGAUCAGCUGAAGUGUGUUUUAGAACCAAACCAUCUGGCCCCUUCGUUUUGCUCAGAGGAAGUAAACGUUCACUUAAAUGAAAUUGAAAACGCAAUGUGGCACUACAAAAGAGCUCUCUGUACUUUCUCCACGCUGCCUCAGAAGUCCUGUGAUUUUCGGGGUCAGUGUCCCACCCUUCACUUCCUGAGGGUGGGUGAGUGGAGAGCAGAGCCGGGAGCUCUGGCAGCUGUGGACAGAUGUGCUUCCUGAGCACGGGUUGUGCCUCCCAUCAGUAAAAAAAUGUUUAGUUCACUUCCUUAAUUGUAUAAUUAUUUAUUUGUAAAUUAUAUACAUGUACUACUGUACUAAAAUAUCAUGUACAUUAUAAAACAUACACAAAAAUAGAAAUUUAAAAAAGAUGAGAUGAAAAUAAAUCUAAGUCAAAGUUCUAA